Molecule: messenger RNA, 5597 nt
Organism: Melanotaenia boesemani (Boeseman's rainbowfish)
Lineage: Eukaryota; Metazoa; Chordata; Actinopteri; Atheriniformes; Melanotaeniidae
Gene: gabra1
Product: gamma-aminobutyric acid type A receptor subunit alpha1
Exons: 10
Coding region: 234-1664 (476 amino acids)
Biological process (GO): gamma-aminobutyric acid signaling pathway; synaptic transmission, GABAergic; signal transduction
Cellular component (GO): postsynapse; synapse; dendrite membrane
Molecular function (GO): GABA-gated chloride ion channel activity; GABA-A receptor activity; benzodiazepine receptor activity
Source: RefSeq, a predicted model, not a curated record
AGCAGAACUGAUAGUUUAGCAGAACAUUUCUGUUACUGACAGACUGAGAGUUGAACUCUCUACAGCACCACCAAUGAACAGUGAGAGAGACCUGCGCAUAUCGUCAGCAGCCGCUUCUCCAGCCUCAAGCUAAAAAUCGUCAGAUCUGAGAUCACAGAGAUUUUUUUCUCAUUCAGUCCGGCUAGAAAAAUAUUUUCACAAAAGUUUGGGGGUAUAGUCAGCGGACGCCCAAUAUGCAUCGGCUCAUCUGCUCAGUGAAAGGUCCUCAUAUUGCAACUAUGUGUGGACGGAGCAGGGCGGCCUGUCUGUGUGUUUUGGCUUGCUUGCUUGUCACCAACAGUGUACUAGGUGGGAAAAGCUCUGGGCAGAACGGCAUGACAGAUGAACAGAAAGAUAACACUACAGUGUUCACCAAGAUCUUAGACAGCCUUCUGGAUGGCUAUGACAAUCGCCUCAGGCCAGGACUGGGAGAGCGUGUAACUGAAGUCAAGACUGACAUUUUUGUGACUAGCAUUGGACCAGUUUCGGACCACGACAUGGAGUACACCAUCGAUGUCUUCUUCAGACAGAGCUGGAAAGAUGAAAGAUUAAAGUUCAAAGGCCCCAUGGCCGUGCUACGUCUCAACAACCUCAUGGCUAGUAAGAUCUGGACUCCGGAUACGUUCUUUCACAACGGCAAGAAGUCAGUGGCUCACAACAUGACCAUGCCAAACAAGCUGCUGCGAAUUACAGAGGAAGGAACAUUGCUGUAUACCAUGAGGCUUACAGUGAGAGCAGAAUGUCCCAUGCAUCUAGAAGACUUCCCUAUGGAUGCCCAUGCUUGUCCACUGAAGUUUGGUAGCUAUGCCUACACCAGAGCAGAGGUAGUCUAUGUGUGGACCAGAGGGGCUGCUCAGUCUGUUGUUGUGGCAGAGGAUGGCUCCAGGUUAAACCAAUAUGAUCUGAUGGGACAGAGUGUGGAUUCCGGUGUUGUGCAGUCCAGCACAGGAGAGUAUGUGGUGAUGACAACCCACUUCCACCUGAAGAGGAAAAUUGGUUACUUUGUGAUCCAGACAUAUCUACCCUGCAUCAUGACAGUCAUCCUCUCCCAAGUGUCUUUUUGGCUCAACAGAGAAUCUGUCCCUGCCAGGACUGUCUUUGGAGUGACCACCGUCCUGACCAUGACCACUCUCAGUAUCAGUGCCAGGAAUUCUCUCCCGAAAGUGGCCUACGCCACAGCUAUGGACUGGUUCAUUGCUGUCUGCUAUGCCUUUGUCUUCUCGGCUCUCAUUGAGUUUGCAACAGUCAACUACUUCACCAAGAGGGGUUACGCUUGGGAUGGGAAAAGUGUUGUACCAGAGAAGCAAAAGAAGAAGAAGGAGUCUCUUCUCAAGAAAAAUAACACCACAGCUUACCCAACUGCCACUGCUACACCCUUCGCCCCCAAUCCUGCCAGGAACCCUGGAUUGGCUACGAUCGCUAAAAGCGCCCCUCCACCCCCAGAUGAGCCCAAGGAGGAGCCAAAGCCCAAACCUCCAGAGGCUAAGAAGACCUUUAACAGUGUGAGCAAGAUUGACAGGAUUGCCAGAAUAGCCUUCCCUCUGCUCUUUGGAACCUUUAACUUGGUCUACUGGGCAACCUACUUGAAUAAGAAGCCCAAAUUGCAGGGGGUCAAUCCAACCUAAUCCAUGUUUCAUCCCUUUUAAAUUAUAUCUGGUUUCAUUUUCUUUCUUAUUCCUCUAAGAGAAGUGUUUAUUUUGAGAUAAACAUUGUGUCCAUGCUGGUUUGAAUUCCCAGUUGUUGCAUUGCUUCUAUGUUUACCAAAAUUUUGACAAUUUUGAAAAUACAAAAUAUACGAAAGAAAAAAAAAGAUAGCUAAUAAAACACAUUUUUGAAAGGGUGAUGUUCAGGUCUAAGAUGAUGCUACUAUAAAUGCUACUAUAAAUAUCUAGCCAAGAGAAUGCUAUUCUAUGACUGCACAUAGCCCACACUUGUCAAGGGGGCUGUUGAGUCUAUGUUUGUUUCCUUGUUUUGAUUACUUAUUUAUUUAUUUAUUUAUUUUAUUUGUUAUUUUUUUUGUUUAUUUUGUUGGGAGGGGGGCUGUUUUGUUUUGUUUUGUUCUAUUUUCUUUAAACAGGGAAUCACAGGAACAGUGAAAGGCACUUAUGUAUAUGCAUGGACAGGGCAUCUUUUAAUUUAUAUUUAUUUAUUCAAAAAAGAGAUCAGCAUUGACUGGUGGCUUAGUUUAAUUGAUAUCAGCAGUGCUACGCUCAUUCUCUUUCAAAAAUAUCUUCCGUUUUCUGUAGACAUUUUAUGAUACUAGUUCAUUCUUCAAAACAUUUUAGGGUUUCUGCAAUAGCAAUAAAACAUGUCUCAGUGGACACCAUUUCUUUAGAGAUAAAACAAAAAAAUAAAAGGUUCAGUCAUCCCUGUGCUCAGUAUUGGACAAUAUUUUGAUUUUCUUUUGUGGCAUUGUAAAUAAUAUCAGGUGUUAGAAAUGUCUACAUUAUGUUUAAGCUUUGCAAAGUGUAACUAAAGGAUAUGUUAAGUGAAUCCAUGGAGAGGUCAACUUUUCUGUUGAUUUCCUUUCUGUUUCUCUUUACCAAACUUUCCACAAGAAGAGUAUAUCCUGGUCUGAGUCAUGCCUUCAUGACCUUUUCUCACCAAACUCAUGUUCUACUUACAGCUGCUUUUACACAGAUGUUAAAUAUUAUUCAAAUGUGUGUUUUUCCACACACACACUGAUGCGGCAGCAUCAACAACAAUGCUACUAGUAUAUGAUGAGAUUGGCUUGUCACAAGAAAAAGAAUGUAAAAUCAUCUCGAAGAGUGCAUUUUACAUUUAGAAUUAAAAAAUAUGUCUACUUACUUUUGUUUGGUAUAUUUUAUUUUAUUUAUUUAUUUAUAUAUUUAUUUACUUAUAUGUUUAUUUGGGCUUUUGACUGCUUAUAGCGGGGCCUCCUUUGCCAAAACAUUGUUUUUAGGAAAGUUCAUUUAGCGUCUGUGAAAAAGGGGUGGGGCACACUGAGACGGAGGAGAAGUGCCUUUUCCAUUUUCAGAGUCGAAGCCGUGAAGGCUGUUACUUUGUUGAUAGAUGGCGCAUCUGUAUUUUCCAUCCCACUGUGUCCCCUGACCAUGUUUACCAUAGUCCCCAUGUCCAUUGGGUUGAAAAUUGAGACAUAACACUCAGAAAGUACCAGCUACACUGCCUUCAGUAUCACAUGCCCGUUUGGAGUCAUUUGUUGCUGCUUGUUGGUGAGCAACAGCGAGAGACAGGGACAGAGACAGAAAGGGACGAAAAGAAAGAAGAUGUUGAGUUGAAGUGGCACUGUAAUCUUAUGUUAGCCGGCGCUGUGUUUCGCACAGAGGACUUGUCUUGUAGUUCUACGAUAGUGACGAAGAUGAAUAUAUUUUUGUAGCAUGAUGUCAAUCCCUCUUCCGAUAAAAACCAACAGAAACUAAAGUGAAAAGAAUGCUUUUGUUCUUGUCUUCAACAUUGCUUGCUUCCUUUUCUUCCUUUAACUUUGAGAAAACACUCUCUUUUAUUUGGAAAUGCUUCUUCUCUAAUGUGGCACGUAAAGGUUUCUGAACAGUCCAUUUUAAAUUAUGUUAAUGUAGCAAUAUUAAUUAGCAAGGGCUUUUCUUAGGACCUGAACCUGACACUCAGUCAAGGGGGUGAUAUCCAUUGUAGCUUUACACUGACCCCUCUGUACUUGUAGUCUCAUCCGUGUGCUGUAUGUGGAAAAUUUAAUCAAUACUAUUUAUAUUUGGUUUAAGAUAACAGGCACUGCAUUUCGUGACCAUCUUGGGUUCUAAAAGCCUUUUCUCCCUCUCUUACUGUAACAAAGUCAAGAGAAGAGGUGCACUGUACCACUUUGUGGAUUCUCAGUGUGCUGUGCUAUAAAUGUCUUACAGGGCACUAAACAGGCCAAAAGGCACAUCAGAACUUGCAGAAUUUUAUGAAUGUUUCUGCUCCGGGGCGAUUUGAUCACACUAUUAUUAGAAGGAACUGAAGAAGAGAUUAGUAGUUGUUGCUUUUGUUAUUAUUUGCAUUAUCAUUAUGACCGCUACUGAAUCUAUCCCCCUAAUGGAAGAGAUCUUUACAAGCAUAUGCAAGCAGUCUACUGUUCACAGCCACUUAACCUACAAGCAGAGGGUCAAGGAACUGUAAAGUUCAGGGUGAAGAGUUGUAUAAAGAUAUUUGAAUUCUAAACUAUUGUAUGUAUGUUUAUUAUCAUGAAGAAAAACUAUCUAUACAUAUGUAAAAUACAUAAUGCAUACAGUAUUUGAUUCUAUUAAUGAUGAUAUUAGCUAAGAUGAUGAUGAAUAUUGUUUGUAUUAUCAACCUAUUGUUAUGCAUUUUGCACAUUUAGAAGAACAAUAACAUUACAUUUAUGUAGUCAGCUUCGUGCUAUGCAAGGACAGCUUUGAACCACAUCACUGACCUUCUUUCCCCUGACCAUUGAGCUUUAGAUUUACAAGCUAUUAUAAAAAACAAAUUAAAAAAACGAAAAAAAAAAAAAAAAAAAAAGGAAAAUAGCUUAGCCUUUGUAUCAGCUGUGCAACCAUUAGCUUUUCAUUUUUUUUCUCCUCCAACCCAGGCUAUACAGGGUGACAUAAAAGAAAACACUGGAUUAUCUCUUUUGUUUGUGCUUUGGAUUUGUCAGUGGUUGAGGGGAAAAUGGCUUUCAUUGUUGAUUGCACUUUUUCUCCAGAAACAUGCAAUAACAUGAUUGAGCCGACAAAGCAAAACUGUAACAAAAACACCUUGUUAUUAUUAUUUCUGUUUAGUUGUGAAGCUUGUUUGUCAUUACAAAAAUGGAGGCAAGUAUAAAUGUGUUGCUAAAAAGGUUCACUUAAUUCUUUCUUUGCUUUUCCAAGUGCGGUGAUAAUGAAAGGUGCACCAGAGAGUUUUCACUUUAACAGACUUAAUAUAAAUUUUUUACUGAAGUUUUCUGUUGGAAGCAUCUUGGCUAAGCCCCUAUCUUGUACCCCAUGCAGGAAGAAACAAAAGCUAAAGACCAUUUAUAAAUAUUUUUGAGCCAGGUCUGGUUUUGCUUUAUAAUGCUCCACAGAGAGAAUGUGAAAUAUGAGGCACAGUGCAAUCAUGAGCUUCCAACUUUUACCGUCACACUCAUAGGCAGUUCAUACGUGUAAAUAUUACAUAUGUAGACACAUCAGUCAUUGAUGUCAUUAUGUUUGAUGCAAGGUCCAUUGCAGUUCUCAGCAGCACUUGCUUUCCAACACCGAGUCUUUGGUAAUUCCUAGAUAGCUACCGGAGUUUUUCUUGUAUUUUUAUCAAGCAAAAUAUGUUCUGAUUUUCACUGAAAUAUAAAGAAAAAAACUAAUUUUCUAAAGCACAAAAGAUGAUUAGGGUAAUCGAUAUUAGAACAAGAUUGUAUUCAAAUGGACAUCACUAGACACAAAAUGCACACAGCCUCACAUUUUAACACACAGUACAUAUGCUGGUAGGUCAAUGAUACGGAUAAAGGGUUGUGAUUGAUGUAGAUGAAAUGGUAAACCUUCUGUAAAUGUUUUCUUUUGUUUCUUUUGGUUAUGAUACGGCCCUGUAAAAUCUGAUUCUCUGCAUUAGUCUUUAAAUAAAAAGAAAACAAAUGA